UUGAGUCUCCAUGAGUCGCACCACUUCACUGACGCCUGGAUUUUUGCGUUUAUGAAUCGCAUCCAACAGUUCGUUUCAUAAAGCUUGAUUUCUUUUUAGGUUGGAGCGAAAAUGGCUCAAACCGUGGUGCUUUUUUCAUUAUGGCUAUUCGGCAGAUCUCUCGCUGGAUUUCCCAAUCAGAUAAAUAUUGGUGGGCUUUUCAUGCGUUCCACUGUUCAAGAACACAGCGCUUUCAGAUUCGCUGUCCAGCUCUACAACACCAAUCAGAACAUGACUGAGAAACCCUUCCAUCUCAAUUACAACGUAGAUAACCUGGAGUCCUCCAACAGUUUCUCUGUCACCCAUGCAUUUUGUUCGCAGUUCUCCCGAGGGGUGUAUGCCAUCUUCGGCUUCUACGAUAAGAAGUCCAUGAACACCCUGACCUCGUUCUGUGGGGCUCUUCACACCUCCUUUGUCACACCCAGUUACCCCAUCGACUCGGACGUGCAGUUUGUCAUUCAGAUGCGGCCGCCGUUGAAGGGUGCUGUCCUCAGUCUCCUAUCUCACUACAAGUGGGACAAGUUUGUCUACCUCUAUGACACAGACAGAGGAUUCUCCAUCCUUCAAGCCAUUAUGGAAGCAGCAGUGGCAAACAACUGGCAGGUAACGGCACGGUCGGUGGGCAGCAUAACAGACCCCCAAGAGUUCCGGCGCAUCAUUGAGGAAAUGGACAGGAGGCAGGAGAAGCGCUACCUCAUCGACUGUGAAGUGGACAGAAUCAAUGUCAUCUUAGAGCAGGUGGUGGCACUGGGGAAGAACAGCCGGGGAUACCAUUAUAUUAUAGCCAAUCUGGGCUUCACCAACAUCAGUCUGGAUAAGGUGUUUCUCGGUGGUGCAAAUAUUAGUGGCUUUCAGAUAAUCAAUCCUGAAAACCCCAUCGUGCAACAGUUUCUCCAGAGAUGGGACCGUCUGGAUGAAAGAGAGUUUCCAGAAGCCAGGAACACACCUCUGAAGUAUACCUCGGCACUGUCGUAUGAUGCCAUCCUGGUUAUUGCGGAGGCUUUCCGUUACCUGCGACGCCAGCGAGUUGACGUGUCCAGAAGGGGUAGUGCCGGAGAUUGCCUAGCUAACCCUGCAGUUCCUUGGAGUCAAGGCAUUGACAUUGAAAGAGCUCUCAAAAUGGUCCAGGUGCAAGGGAUGACUGGAAAUAUCCAGUUUGACAGCUUUGGACGCAGAACAAACUUCACUAUUGAUGUUUAUGAAAUGAAAACAGUGGGGCCGAGAAAAAUCGGAUACUGGAACGAAUUUGAGCGCUUUGUAAAUAUAAUGGAUCUACAAUUCAGCAACGAUUCGUCAUCAGUGGAAAACCGAACAAUUGUGGUCACUACUAUUAUGGAAGCACCAUAUGUGAUGUUCAAGAAAAACCACAUGCAUCUUGAUGGCAAUGAAAAGUAUGAAGGCUACUGUGUCGAUUUAGCUUCUGAGAUUGCCAAACAUGUCGGGAUCAAAUAUAGACUGUCCAUAGUCAUGGACGGAAAAUAUGGUGCCCGUGACCCUGAAACCAAGACAUGGAACGGGAUGGUCGGUGAACUAGUCUAUGGGAGAGCAGAUAUUGCUGUUGCACCGCUAACAAUCACACUUGUGCGAGAGGAAGUGAUUGACUUUUCCAAGCCCUUCAUGAGUCUGGGUAUCUCCAUUAUGAUCAAGAAACCUCAGAAGUCCAAGCCAGGUGUGUUCUCCUUCCUGGAUCCUCUGGCUUAUGAGAUCUGGAUGUGCAUUGUGUUCGCCUACAUCGGCGUUAGUGUGGUGCUGUUUCUCGUGAGCCGAUUCAGCCCCUACGAGUGGCACCUGGAUGAGAAUGAUGAAGCCAAAGAUCCCCAGACCCCUCCGGACCCGCCUAAUGACUUUGGGAUUUUUAACAGCCUGUGGUUCUCUCUCGGGGCCUUCAUGCAGCAGGGCUGUGAUAUCUCGCCAAGGUCCUUAUCGGGCAGAAUAGUAGGAGGUGUCUGGUGGUUCUUCACCCUUAUCAUCAUCUCGUCCUACACGGCUAACCUUGCUGCUUUCCUCACUGUCGAGAGGAUGGUCUCUCCCAUCGAGAGCGCAGAAGAUCUCGCCAAACAAACUGAGAUCGCAUACGGAACACUGGACUCGGGAUCCACCAAAGAGUUCUUUAGGCGUUCAAAAAUAGCGGUGUAUGAAAAAAUGUGGUCGUACAUGAAAUCGGCAGAGCCCUCCGUCUUUGCCAAGACCACACCAGAUGGGGUUGCACGGGUACGAAAGUCAAAGGGCAAAUUCGCCUUUCUUCUCGAGUCCACCAUGAACGAGUACAUAGAGCAGCGGAAACCCUGCGACACCAUGAAAGUGGGCGGCAAUCUGGACUCUAAGGGCUAUGGUGUGGCGACCCCCAAAGGCUCAGCAUUAAGAACUCCUGUAAACCUUGCAGUAUUGAAACUCAGUGAACAAGGCAUCUUAGCCAAGCUGAAAAACAAAUGGUGGUACGAUAAGGGUGAAUGUGGAACCAAGGACUCUGGAAGUAAGGACAAGACAAGUGCACUGAGCCUGAGCAAUGUUGCUGGUGUCUUCUAUAUUCUGGUUGGUGGAUUAGGGCUUGCUAUGAUGGUGGCGUUGAUAGAGUUCUGUUACAAGUCUCGCGCAGAAGCCAAAAGGCUGAAACUUGAAAAGAACGCCCAAAACUAUAAGCCAGCCCCGCCAGCUAACACUCAGAACUUUGCCACGUACCGAGAGGGCUACAAUGUGUAUGGCACAGAAAGCGUAAAGAUCUAAUGAUUCAGAGCCCUGCAGCGUUGCCGUGUGAUGAUUAUGAUGAGAGACCUUGAGACGGCUGGAUCUUUCAGAGGGGUCGCGCGCCCCUCUCGCCCACUCUCCAUACACACAUGAACCCCAGCCUCUCCUGCCCACACGGACGCAGCACGCUAAUCAAAGACGACAAAGACCAGCGUGGACUGUCGGAAGAAUUGGAUACGUUUUCUUCAGUGCCUUAUGGAAUAUUCAGAGAAUCACACUGAUGCAAACUCAUUGUAGAAACAUUGCAUCGCUCGAAUCACACAAACGAACGGAAUGCCAUCGUCAUUAUCUGUGAACUAAACUCCGAACACACCUAUCUCCAUGAAAACUGAGAAAUAAAGCCAUCACUUGUGAUCUUAGCACAUUGAAAGAGUUUUGUGGAGCCUGGAUGGCAAGCAAAUGGGGGACAUGCUUGUAAUCCAUCAACUGUAAAUUUGCUUUCACAAUCAUUAAAUCAAUGUAUUAAUUUA
This is a messenger RNA of Myxocyprinus asiaticus (Chinese sucker), 3254 nucleotides long. RefSeq names its product glutamate receptor 3. Gene Ontology annotation, biological process: monoatomic ion transport; synaptic transmission, glutamatergic; modulation of chemical synaptic transmission. Lineage: Eukaryota; Metazoa; Chordata; Actinopteri; Cypriniformes; Catostomidae. Gene Ontology annotation, cellular component: AMPA glutamate receptor complex; plasma membrane; postsynaptic membrane. Bases 112 to 2763 code for a protein of 883 amino acids. Gene Ontology annotation, molecular function: transmitter-gated monoatomic ion channel activity involved in regulation of postsynaptic membrane potential; AMPA glutamate receptor activity. The record is from RefSeq and is a predicted model, not a curated record. The transcript is spliced from 16 exons.